Ixodes scapularis (black-legged tick) is the source of this 1061-nucleotide messenger RNA. Its product is annotated as serine/arginine repetitive matrix protein 1-like. Gene Ontology annotation, molecular function: protein binding. NCBI's taxonomy places the organism in Eukaryota, Metazoa, Arthropoda, Arachnida, Ixodida, Ixodidae. The record is from RefSeq and is a predicted model, not a curated record. The transcript is spliced from 6 exons. The coding region runs from base 147 to 1046 and encodes 299 amino acids.
CAUGCUUUCUGGGUCGGAGGGUUGGUUGUGCUCGCCGCCGCUAGCAGAAGCCAGAGCUUUCGGAUCCGACUUUACCGACCGUCCAAGAUGCGAUAAAAUUGUGAAAACAACGCCGUUUUCGCCCGGAUUAAUGAGGCGGCGGAGGCAUGGAGCAGCGGUCGGAGUGCCAGUGGGUCCUGGCUUCUAAGGAUGGCACGGAGCACGCGCUUCCUCCGGGGAUGAUCUUCAUCGGCCGGCAGGAGUGUGACAUCAUCGUGGACUCUGCCAGCGUGGACAAAAGGCACGCGGUGAUCUUCUUCAACCCCAGCGACAAACAGUUCCACGUGAAGGACCUCAACAGCGUAACUGGGACUUACCUCAACGGGAUCCGGAUACCGGAGCAAUCAUACGUGAAGCUCAACCACAUGGACUGCCUGAGGUUUGGCUACGGUCACGAAGUGUUCUACGUCAAGAGAGGCUCGGAACGUGCUGCGUCGUCGUCACCUCUGGGCGUAGUCUCUCCCAAGAGAGCAGUCGGUGGUUUCGGCACCGGGGAUCUCGUCAUCAGCGAGGACACCAACUGUCGCGAGAGGAGCGCACCGGUCUGCGACGCCGCCAUGAGUCCGUCUCCGCCGCCCCGCCGCCGCUCCCCGAGUCCCUUGAGCCCAGUGCGGCUUUCUCAGUCCCCUCCGGAGAGCGUACCCCUGCGGCGGAUCUCGCUGUCCUCCUCCCCUGCCACGCAGUCUUCCUCGACUGCGUCGACUGCGCGGUCACCUUCGACCGCAUCUACGGUGACCUUGCAGUCCCCGAGCCCGUCCCGGCCGUCGGUGAUUUCGCCUACCCUCGGCUCGGGGAAUCGGCAGGACGCCGAUUCGCUGGAGGACCUGAGCCGCACGGAGGAGGACUGUUCGUCAAGCACGGUCCGGGAGGUUGUGCCCGGCGGCCGGCCUCCCCCACACCCCACGACGCUGGCGUGGAAGCCGCUUCGUGCGAGGGCGGGCGUGGAGGACAGCGCUGCAAGCAACGAGUCACCGUCUCCCGGCGAGCUCCGGCCCGAAGGUGAGUAGACGUUAUGCGGGACC